GAUGAUGAUGAUGAUGGAGGGAGGAUAAAGGAAGCCUGAGGGAGACGAACGGAUUCACAGACAGAAAACAGACGGUGUUUAAACUCAACAGUUUAUCAGCAGCAGGAGACACAGCCUCCUCCUCCUCCUCCUUCAUCCUCUCCCUCCUCCUCCUCCACCACCACCACCACCACCUCCUCCUCCUCCUCUCCAUGCCGGCGGAGGCAGCAGACUCCGCGGGGCUGCCAUGGCGAAGAUCCGGGUGUCGUAUGAGUACUCGGAGGCCGAGGACAAGAGUAUCCGACUGGGCUUGUUCCUGAUCGCCUGCGGGAUCCUGAGCCUCUUCAUCCUGGGCUUCUGCUGGCUCAGCCCGACGCUGCAGAGUCUCCAGAGCAAGCCGGCCAACUGCACGGUCGUGUCUGUGCUGCGUCCAGAGGAAAUGUUCGAGUGCGUGUUCACGUGUGGCGCCGACUGUAAGGGGACGUCACUGUAUCCCUGCCUCCAGAUCUUUGUCAACAACUCGGAGUCAAACUCUGUGGCGCUGCUGCACUUUGACGAGCAACAGCUGGUCCUCAACCCAAAGUGUUCGUACGUUCCUCCCUGUGAGCGAGACAACCAGAAGAAUAAAGACAGCGUCCUGUGGUGGGAGGAUUACUUCACCAAGGAGGUCAGCAGCCAGUCGUUCACCUGCUUCUUUAACCAGCAGAGGAGACCCGAUGACGUUCUGUGGCGCCGCUCCCACGACACCAGCGUCCUGUUGCACUGUGUCCUCUGGCCCAUGGUGUCGCUGCUGCUCGGCACACUCAUCGUGCUCCUGACGGUGUGCGCUCGCUCCCUCGCGGUCCGAGCUGAGGCCCUCCAGAAGAGGAAGUGCUCCUACGAGGUCUGCCAGGACUUUUCCGCCGCGACGUCCGCGGACCGCCGCGCCGCCAAGGCGGGCGACCCAGCCUCGACGAACUCUGACCCCGAGCUGUCGUCGCCCUCGAGGACCCUGCCGCUGUUUGCGGUGCCGGUGCGACGCCGCGAUCGGGAACACUAGGACGGAACGGAAAGUGGUUUUUUUUCCCCCGUCAACGCGUUGACUCUCUAGAGGCGCUGACGAGCCGGUGGGCGAAGAAGUCGAGUCACCCGAGGCUGAGGGCGUCACCGACGACCCGCUGCAAGUCUGGUAUGGUUUGUACCAUCAGAACAACGAGAGGUGACUAUGGGAAGUAAACGAGGAGACGUUUCACGCUGUUCCCUGUAGAUCUGAGUAGAUCUUUAACUUCAGCGAGGACCUUUCGGACGAGACGAACCCUGCAAUUGCGUGUUCUCCUGUUCUAGAGUUGUCUCAGGUGGUUCUUCACCGGACACACAACAUCAGGAUUGACUCUUUACCGACCCCUUAACUGUAGCUCCUCCUAUUAACGUAGUUUACAUUCGAGUCCAAGUAGCCAUAAACGUGUAAAUAGAGCCAAAGUCGUCGCUGUCAGGUUUUAGCGUCCAUCCCUUCACCCUUUUAUGAGUCAGUGAAACCUGUAACAGAGGGUUUCCUUUCACUACUUUUCCUUCGUGUUUACUAUUAAUUUCACUAAAACACCUUGCGUCUUGUUCAACUAUUGCUUUCUUAUCCUCCUGAGGUUCAUCACAGUCAAGAUUAGCAAUACCCAGUGUUAAAAACAGUGUUUUAUGUAUCAGUAUCUCCGUGUUGUAGCAGAGUUUACACCAGCCGACAGAUCAAUGUAGCAUUUUAGUGUUAGAAAUGUAGAAAUUCUCCCCAAAAAACCGGGAAAUAACACUGAAUGAAAGGAGGUUAAUUUAAAAUAAUUGAACUUUAUUAUUUAUUCAUGUAUUCACAUGAACCGCUGACUCAUCCCAGGGCCCACGAGUGACUCCUGUUGCUUCUGGGACUCCCGAUCGCCGGCCUCGUUAGUGACAAACCACAUUCAGAGGUUCAGUAAAAACAACUUACAGCAAUUUUUUUUCCUCAAGUGAAACAAAAACAAAGAAAACAGGACGUGUGUGUGUGUGUGGGCUGAUGUAUAAACGGCUCGGUCGUGCUGCAGUGUGUUUGAGAUAGAUUUUUUUUUUUACUGCACCACAACAGAAAGAAAACAUAGCAGAUGAUGAUCAUAUAAUUUGUAUUAUUUGGUAUUUGUUUUGUUGUUGAGAGAAAGAGAGGACGCAGUGAGAUUAGUCGGCUUUAGCAGAGCUGCAGUCAAAGCUCAGACAUUAUGUUAAUGUGACAUUUUCUCUGUUUGUGUCAUAAAUUAAUGUGACAAAGGUUCCGCUCAUGUUGUCGUCAUGCACACACGUGUGUGCUUUUCCACUCUGUCACGUUUGAAUUUAC
This is a messenger RNA of Solea solea (common sole), 2308 nucleotides long. RefSeq names its product calcium-activated potassium channel subunit beta-4-like. Bases 227 to 1018 code for a protein of 263 amino acids. Gene Ontology annotation, cellular component: membrane; voltage-gated potassium channel complex. Gene Ontology annotation, biological process: potassium ion transport; detection of calcium ion. The record is from RefSeq and is a predicted model, not a curated record. Gene Ontology annotation, molecular function: calcium-activated potassium channel activity; potassium channel regulator activity. The transcript is spliced from 4 exons. NCBI's taxonomy places the organism in Eukaryota, Metazoa, Chordata, Actinopteri, Pleuronectiformes, Soleidae.